AUGAAAACCAAGCCGGAAACCUUUAGGGUAAGAUUUUUUCCCCAUAUUUUCAUGGAAAAUCAUAAUUUUCUCAGAUUGAAUCAAUUUGCACGGCAUUAACACAUAGCAUAGCAUCCGGUGCAAUCUACUAUCUAUUCCACAAACAUGCUCUCGAACAUAUCAGACAAUUUUUCAUCGAUAAAAUGCAAUCGGAUUUGACGCCGGUGCAAUUCGCGCGAGAAUUGAAACAUUUUUCCGAUAUCAGUUGGCUCGCUGUUAUUUCGAACCUGUGUCUUGCAAUCAUUUGUCUAAUGCACUCAAGAAUGCCGUGUAAAUUAAUGGCUUUUUUGGUUAUUUUGAUAGGAGUGGGUAUUUCUACCUUCAAAUCAUGGUGAAAUUUUGUCCAUGGACAGCUCUUGGGACCAUAAGAACACCCUAAAAAUUUUAGACCUCUGAGCCAAGUUCUGGGCUCUCAAUAGUUCAAAAAUUGCCUAAAUUGGCUCAUAAAACAUGUCAUAACUCAAUUCUCGAUCAAUUUUAUGAAAAAAGCCCAGAACUUGGCUCACAAGGGAACCUUUUUUACUCAACACUUCAAACCUUGAUGAAAUUUUGUCCAGAGACAGCUUUUGGGGUCAUAAGAACACCCUAAAAAAUUUGUCUGGACCUCUGAGCCAAGUUCUGGGCUCUCAAAAGUUCAAAAAUUGCCAAAAUUGGCUCAUAAAACACGUCAUAACUCAAUUUUCGAUCAAUUUUAUGAAAAACUGAGUAGCAGAUGAUGAUCAGCGUGGUCGAAUUACUAAAAAUACAUCAAUAAAAAUUUUUUUUUCAAAAAAAUUUUGAAGUUUUUUAUUUUUCGGCUGAAAAUUCAUGAUUCAUGAAAAUUCAUUGAGCCAAUUUCAGCAAUUUUUGAACUUUUGAGAGCCCAGAACUUGGCUCAGAGGUCCAGACAAAUUUUUUUAGGGUGUUCUUAUGGUCCCAAUGGAUCAAAUUUCAUCAUGA
Molecule: messenger RNA, 978 nt
Organism: Caenorhabditis angaria
Lineage: Eukaryota; Metazoa; Nematoda; Chromadorea; Rhabditida; Rhabditidae
Source: the annotation of a GenBank genome assembly